Messenger RNA from Staurois parvus, 528 nucleotides. NCBI's taxonomy places the organism in Eukaryota, Metazoa, Chordata, Amphibia, Anura, Ranidae. The record is from the annotation of a GenBank genome assembly.
GUUCACGGAGACUACAGCUCCCAGGGUGCAUUGCGCUCCUCCCGGCGGUCAGUGGGGGCAGCAGUGUGCGCAGAAGACAGAUCUGUAGUGCUGAUGAUUUCGGUGCGGCUCCUCCAGUCUUGUAGGCACAUCUCAUCUGUCUUGGCGAAAUCCAGGUAUUAUUCCACAUCGCAGCACGCAAUGGAGAAGCCCGUGGAGACGUCCAUCAGGUCCAAGCUGACCCAGAGCCUGGCACCCUGCCACCUAGAGGUACAUAAUGAGAGCCACAUGCAUGCUGUGCCUCCUGGGUCGGAGACCCACUUUAAAGUGGUGGUGGUGUCCGAGGUGUUCAGCGGGAAGCCGCUCAUACAGAGGCACAGACUGGUCAACGACUUGCUGAAGGAAGAGCUGGCCGGCCCUGUUCAUGCUUUGUCUAUCCAAGCUAAGACUCCCGAACAGUGGCAAGAGAACCCCACUGUCACAAAGAGCCCUGGAUGUAUGGGGGGCUCCAAGCACGACCCCCACAUGAGCAAGAAACUGAGUGCUUGA